GAACGCUCAAACCUCUUUUCAUUUCAGUCUUCCGCACACUAUCCCUCUUCCCCCCACCCCUUGUUUCCACCCCGCCUUCCUUCCACCAACCUGAGCGGUUGAGCAGCGGCGGCGCGGCGGCACAGCAGUUCGUUAGUCACGCAACGCCAGCGGAGCACAAUGCAUCCUGUCAUCCCGCUUCAUCGCAUGCAGAAAUCACCUCACUUGCACAUUGCAUAUACUCCCGUUGUCCUCAGUGACCUGUUGCUGCCAUCAUUUUAUAACACCAAUAAUAACACCGUAAAAAAAACACAAGGUGUUUACUUUUCAGGUCAUGUUUUUUCUUAUUAAUCACUGAUCUUUGCACAAGUUGUUGUGAUAAUCCUUUUAAAGACUGUUUCCUCAAUAGCAAAAGGAGAGAGAGUGUGUUUACUUAUGGGGGGUUAGUGAAUGCGGUUGGGGAGGUGGGACGUGUUAAAUAUUGAAGACAAAGCUCCUCAAGACACUUGUGACAAGUGUGACACAGAUGCUGCAGCCCGUUGGUGUGUCAUUGUGUUUUUUUUUGGGGGGGGGGGGUGCACUGCAUAAGGGUGACCCCCAAGCUUGUCAUGUGACUAAUAAGCAGCCUGCCGUGCACAGUUUUGAUUAUCAAAUCAAAGAAGAAGAAUCAAGAAUUAUCUAACGAUAUUCGAUCAUUUUGACCUUUUAAAAAAACACUAAGUAUCAUUGAGAUUAACAUUUAAAGAUUCUGUCAUCAUUGCAUACACAGUUGUCUAUUAUUAAAUUAUUUUAUGGGGGUUAUGUUUGAGCUGUGUAAUACAUUGGAUAUGACAAACUCCACGAUAGCUUAACGUGCUUGAAUGCACCACUACGGCAGCUCAGGAGGGACACUAAAGAUAUCGCCACUUUCUGUGCAUUACAAGCUGCCACCAUUCUGCGCUGUUUCUUUUCAUAUUUCAUAUUCACCCGCCGAAUAAAAGCGUCAGUAAGCGUUGACAGUCGUAAAGAAGUCUAUGUUCCACACCGGAACUGUAGGAUUCGGUUUUAACAUUGUACUUUCAUUAAUAUUCGCUUCUGCUUGCUAACUGCUAGCACUCCGUGUAGCCCCCGCCUCCACGAAGAUGCUUAAUAGUUGAGAGGAUGUUCACUCUUUUGUGUUUAUUUUAUAUAAAGCCAAUGCGUACCGACACAUGCAAAGUGAACCCUCUUCUUAUUCUGCCUGUGUACUACAAUAUAAUAGAGCAGACGCUCAUACACUUGUGUCAAUUUAUUAAUUUAAUACAUCGUAACAGGCGUAGAGUCAGUAAAAGCGCCCCGGAGUGUUAACAAACAGCAGGUCAAACAACAACUGUCUCUUUCCGAUGUGUGUCACGUUAAGUGGACAAGAGGUCAGGGAUCAGUGGAGUAGUAGGUGAUUGGGGUCUUCAGUAAAGAGUACAUCCCUCAGGGAACCCGAUUUGGCCCCCUGCAAGGAGACAUCUACACCAAAGACAAUGUCCCAAAACAGGCCAACAGGAAAUACUUCUGGAGGAUUUAUAGCAACGGGCAGCUGCAGAACUUUGUCGAUGGCUAUGACGUCCACAGGAGCAACUGGAUGCGUUACGUUAACCCGGCAAGGUCUCUGGCCGAACAGAACCUGGUGGCUUGUCAGAACGGUCGGGACAUCUUCUUCUACACCAUCCGACCCGUGGAGCCCAAGCAGGAGUUGCUCGUGUGGUACAGCCAGGAGUUCGCCCAGAGGUUGUGCAGCCAACAGGAUAAUAUCAAACACGAAUACAUAAAUAUGGAUGAUGAUCAAGACAAGACCAAACAGCAAGUAAUUCAGCACAUGUGGCUCAAGGAGACAGCAAAGGAAGAGGCGAAAGAGAAGAAGAACGAUGAUGGAGAAGUGGAUGUGGAGAUGUUGGGGCGAGACACCCCUCCUGACACUCCUGACGAUCAAAUCAUGGACUUCAGUAAAAAGAUUGAAAAGGAGGAGAAGAUCGAAAGAGAUCCAGAGCAUGGUGGGUUCAUUCCGUCCCCACGCCCGGAACAAAGAGGCGUAGGAUUGAAUCCUCCGUACUUUCCAGAACAUCACCCCGCCCUCGCAGCUGAUCACAGAAGCCUACCUCUUCACCUCCAUGGUAUCUACGGCCACAAGGAAGGGCUGGUGUCAUCUUAUCCGCUUUACCCUCAGUCCCGAACACUCCAGCCCGCCUAUCAGCUCCUUCAACCCUAUGCUUCGCAUUAUCCUCGCCUUCUCCUCCCGUCUUACUCCCCUCCAUUUCCCGGAAUGCUGCCAUCAAGAGGAUCCCUCCGGUACGGCAGCUAUCUGGGCACGGAUGGACUCCCGUACCCUCCUAUCAGCACCCCGAGUCUACUUCCAAUGUCGCUCCCUUACCCUCCAUCUCCACAGGGUGGUCUGAAAGAACUAACCCCGAAUGUGUCCCCGCCAAGAGGAGCCCCAGCAACCCCUGAACUCUCCCCCAUUCCCAAACCGAGGAGCCAGCUUGCUUCGCCUGAACAGACUUCCACAAACUGCGAGGAGGCAAUGAACCUAACCUUGGAUACUACCAAAGGAAACUUGAUGCUGCGAAAUCGACCUGGACACAAAUCCUUGCCAUACCCACUAAAGAAGCAGAACGGAAAGAUCAAGUAUGAAUGUAACAUCUGCUCAAAGACCUUUGGACAGUUGUCUAAUCUCAAGGUUCACCUCCGAGUGCACAGCGGCGAGAGACCUUUCCAGUGCAGCUUGUGCAAGAAGAGUUUCACUCAGCUGGCUCAUCUACAGAAGCAUCACCUCGUCCAUACAGGGGAGAAGCCACAUGAGUGUCAGGUGUGUCAAAAGCGAUUCAGUAGCACCAGCAACCUAAAAACUCACCUCCGACUCCACUCUGGGGAAAAACCGUACCAGUGCAAACUCUGCAGCACCAAGUUCACUCAAUACAUCCACCUGAAGCUGCAUCGGCGUCUCCACAGCAACCGGGACCGCCCGUACCACUGUCAGCUCUGCUCCCACGCCUUCUUCCAUCACUUCUCCCUCCGCAUCCAUCAACGCAGCUGCUGCCGCGCCAACUCCACUUCACCUUCACCCGAACACAUGAAAGAAAUAUUAGAGCGUUUCGACGCCAGCCAGGAAGCCGACGCGCUCUCGGAAACGGCGUCUGCGCCUCAAGUGGAGGAAGCCGUAGAGAAAUGGCUUGCUCGUACUUUAGAAGGCGACGGCAAAGAGGACCAGAAGGAAGCCACGCUUUUACUAAAAGCUCUCACCGCGGCUACCAAUGCAACCGUUGUCGGACAAGCACCCGCUUCCCAACACACCACCACGACCUAUCAGGAUAGAGCUAGCGUUGUGCAUCUCCACAAACGGCCAACGGUGAAAUCGGAGCGCCAGUGAGACUAUCGAAACUAUCGAAAAUGAACAAAGGAGAUUUUUAAAGAUGUCGCCAAAUGUAGCCUUUUGAUUAUGAUUGUUGAUGAGGAACACAGCAGGGGUUCGAAAACCACCAGACAACCAAAAGAAGAGCAUUCCAAAGACCGGAACGAGGAACAUACUUUGUGAUUGUACUUCCUCUCCCAAAGAGUUACACAAAGAUGGAGAACGAGGGAACUUUUUAAGCUGUGAAGUCGAUUCUUUUCACUCAGGUAGACUUUUUGUUGUGUUAAUUUAUCUUUUUUGACAGUUUAGUUGUGUUUAUUUAUUUUUUUUUUAGUUAUUUAAUGAAUAGUAGACUUUAAAAAAAUAAUUGCUCAGGAACAGUAUAAGUAUAGUUUAUUAUGUGUGUAUGGCACAAAUAACCUCCCGUUUGUUAAUGACUAAUUUAUUUAUUUAUUACUAAAAAAGGGAAAAUCGGGUAUCUUUAAAUUGUGUUUUAAAUGAUACUUUGCCAAAACAUUAUGAGCAUUGUUUUCUUUCUCGCCCAAAAAUACCGAAUGGUAAUAAAGUCGGUAGUUGUAGCGUCACACUGGAUUCAAUUUUUGAAUAAGCAAAGCUUUAUUGUACAUCAUUUGAAUCCAAAUCCUUUUUUUUCAGGUAGUACUUGACGUUAGCAGUCAGUAACAAAACAGCACAAUGUUUGUCCUUAAGCACGUGAAACAAAAAAUAACCCACAUGUAUAUGUAUGUACUUCACAUGUACUACACAUGUACUACAUGUCAUCAUUUUCUAGUUUUUUUUUUUUUUUUUAUACAACCAUGUAGUUUAUUUUUGGAAGCAGGUUUGAGAUUGUAAGAAUUUAUAUUGUGAGAUACUAUUUUGAUUAUACUUUUAUAUGAUG
Molecule: messenger RNA, 4235 nt
Organism: Doryrhamphus excisus (bluestripe pipefish)
Lineage: Eukaryota; Metazoa; Chordata; Actinopteri; Syngnathiformes; Syngnathidae
Source: RefSeq, a predicted model, not a curated record